Drosophila hydei is the source of this 1017-nucleotide messenger RNA. Its product is annotated as alpha-tocopherol transfer protein-like. Bases 1 to 927 code for a protein of 308 amino acids. NCBI's taxonomy places the organism in Eukaryota, Metazoa, Arthropoda, Insecta, Diptera, Drosophilidae. Gene Ontology annotation, cellular component: membrane. The transcript has 3 exons. The record is from RefSeq and is a predicted model, not a curated record. Gene Ontology annotation, molecular function: phosphatidylinositol bisphosphate binding.
AUGGCCGAGAUACGUCCAAUCAGCGCCGAGUUGCGCCAAGUAGCCGAAACGGAGCUAAACGAGGUGCCAGCCCGUUUGCCCGAUGAUCUGCAGGCUCUCAGAGAUUGGCUGGCCAAGCAGCCACAUCUUAAGGCACGACAGGAUGCUCAAUUCCUGGUCGCCUUCUUGCGUGGCUGCAAAUACAGCAUAGAGAAGGCCAAGUCCAAGCUGGACUACUUCUAUACGCUGAAGACCAUGAUGCCGGAGGUGUUUGCCAACCGUGAAAUGGACGAGAAAAGCAUUGCGAUGUGUCGAGCAGGCACAUAUGUGCGUCUGCCCAUGCCCAAUGGCUGCGCCGGACCACGCAUACAUUUGACGGACUACUCGAAUUUCGAUUCGAAUGGGUUUAAGAUGAUCGAUCUCUUUCGAUAUCAGACAACGCUGAUGGAGCGCAUGAUACGGGAGGAUGACAAUGCCGUUAUUAGUGGCACCAUUGAGAUAAUCGACAUGUCCAAGAUGAGUCUCAGCUUCGUUGCCCAAAUGGACUUCUCGCUCAUCAAGAAGAUGGGCGUGUUUGCCGACAAGGGAACGCCCAUCCGCCUGAAGGGCGUCCAUUUGGUCAACUGCCCCAAGGAGGCAGUCGCCGUGCUCAAUCUGGGCAGAAGCCUUAUGCCCGCCAAGCUACAGAGUCGAUUCCAUGUGCAUAGGAAUAUGGAGGAACUCUCUGAGAUAAUACCACGUGAAUAUAUGCCGGAGGAGUAUGGAGGCAGCAAUGGGCGCAUUGCCGACAUCGUGGCGCAGAUGGAGCAGCAGAUGCUUGGCUAUAGCGAUUACCUCAAAGAGGAGAGCAACUAUGGCGUUGACGAACAGCUGCGACCGGGAAAGCGCCUGACAGCCGACUCGCUCUUUGGGAUUGAGGGCUCCUUCCGCAAACUGGACAUCGAUUAGAUUAGCUCACAUUGAACUGAAAUUGAAAUUUGAGGGAAUAACCCAGAAAUUGUCGUAACUUUAAAUUUAAUUAAAAGCCAAUGAAACUAA